UUGUUUAUUUCUAUAUUAUUAUAGCUUUUUAAAAAAUCUUUUAUCAUGGAAACAACUCUUCAAGUAUGUAAAAUUUGCUGUGAAGAAUGCUGCAUAAUGCUGCAGAAAUGCUGCACAAACUCCCUUCAUGGAUGCCAGAAGAUCUGCAAAGGACUAUUGCAGACAUGUCAAUGCUUUAGGGAGACUUGCCUGUGCGGAUUCAACCGGCAGUGUCUGUCAUCAUGGUGCCCCAAGUUCUCUGACUUCACGCCAGUUCAUGAGCUUUCGGUAUUGGAUCGUCUGGAUGAGGAUUUAGAAGACAAAAAGCCGGCUACACCUAAGCUUAAAGAGGACAGUAAAAUUAGGGAGGUGCUGAGCAGCUUUGUUGCCUUCUUCUUUGGCCUCUUGCUCACAUCUCUCUAUGGCUUUACUGUUCUAUUACUACUGAACUAUAACCUGUAUUUUUGCAUAGUGACAACCCUAAUAAUAGGAUUCUUUCUAUCACUGGGAAUGGCUUUCUACCCCACUAUACGGGUUACUGUGCUGCUUAUGUUGCCACACUUAUUGUCAGCUCGUGGCAAAUAUUUGAUCAUGGUGUUUGCAAUUAGCUUGUGCUUGAAAGGACCAGUAGCGAAUACAGCAGAUAAUCUCCUGAGAGUAACGGGUUUUGUACGCUGUGGAGUGGAAGUGGCCAUAAACAAGACAGAAGAUACUGUUUUGGCCCUCACAAAGCCUUUGUUGAGGUUUGCAGAUUCGAUUAAGAAGCUUGCGAAAGGUUUCAAAAAGGUUGGUGAUAAGGCAAAUGAAUUCUUGGACGCCUUGUCUUUUGAAAUGAAGCACAUAGGUAAGUUCACAAUAUAUGAAAGGGGAAUAUGCAGGGAACAGGGUUUUGCUAGAUGGUUAGUGGUAACGGGGGGCUGAUAUUGGU
This is a messenger RNA of Xenopus tropicalis (tropical clawed frog), 907 nucleotides long. Its product is annotated as DC-STAMP domain-containing protein 2-like. The record is from RefSeq and is a predicted model, not a curated record. The transcript has 3 exons. Bases 46 to 900 code for a protein of 284 amino acids. Lineage: Eukaryota; Metazoa; Chordata; Amphibia; Anura; Pipidae.